Molecule: messenger RNA, 4943 nt
Organism: Suillus clintonianus
Lineage: Eukaryota; Fungi; Basidiomycota; Agaricomycetes; Boletales; Suillaceae
Product: mediator complex subunit 13 C-terminal-domain-containing protein
Exons: 7
Coding region: 422-4762 (1446 amino acids)
Biological process (GO): regulation of transcription by RNA polymerase II
Cellular component (GO): mediator complex
Molecular function (GO): transcription coregulator activity
Source: RefSeq, a predicted model, not a curated record
AGUACACUCUUACCAGUGUUUGUCAACGUUCUCAACGUCGUCGCCAAUGAUGGUAAUGGUUCAAUGUUUCAUCGGAAGCUAGUAUUAUUGGCCUGGGCUCGUUGUCGUCGUCGCUGUGGUCGUUGCGAGAUUUUGUACAUACCAAAAGCACGAAUAAUAACCUUAAUGAUACUUAUCAUUCAUACAAACGAUGCUGUUCGUCGCCAUAGGCAGCGACGACGCAAUAGAAUCAAGUGUAAUGUGAAUCAGUUUUUGCAAUGAUUCGCUUUCUCAGAGAAUAGUUCUAGUGAGUCCGUUUGUGGUGGGUACCACGGAUUGACCACGGAUCAAAGAACCAUGCAGACCGCGUAACCCAUUGCUGCUCUCCACUCUCAACGACCUGCAAUCUGCUCUUUGACGUCGUUGACGCCAAUGAGCCUAUAUGGCCCACAGACAUGAGACAACAGCGCCCUUGCCAAGUGCCUUUACUUCGAUUUCCUCGACACUCACCGCAUCGGACAAGCUGCUCUCAUCCGUGCUGACACUCCCCGCAAAUCCGUGCAUUGUCUAUGCGACAUACUCCCCAUCUGGAACAGCACCUCCAUACGAAAUACUAGAGUCUGCACGGAGACAGCUGGUUUCACGAAAUCAAGCUUCUACUUUUCAAGACUCAAUCCUUCCACAUGUUCACAUCGAUCGGGAUAUGCCAACCUUUCAUGCGUUCAUUGUAGCAUCCGAUGAGCUACUCGACAACUCUCUGUCUGUUCUGAAACAGCUCAGAUUCGAUGAUCUGAUAAUCUCAGAAACUUCUUCCUUCACACCACAUGGGGUCUAUCCAUGCAGUUUGACAUGUGCAGACAGUCGAACUCCAUGUGCAUCGUGUCUUGCUCACGCUGAUCUUUCAUCCAUCUCCACCGCCCGCCUCCUUCCACGGAAGCCACUCCGACAAAUCUACGCUCGAUUUAUCGAUGCUGUCCGGACACGCCUCAUAGACUAUGUUGUCAAUGCAUCCUUGACUUCUGCCCUUCGCUUCCACAAUGGCUUCCUGCUCGUACCCAAUGUCAUAUCCAACGAGUGGGGCGCAGACUGGGAUCAUCAUGCGCAAUUGCGCCCGCUCGUCCACUGCCACCUCGAUUUUCACCUCGCUUCCAACCGGCUUGAGGUUCACUCCAUCUUUCGGCCUUUCCCACACGUUCCCCUUCCUGCACUUCUCCCCCUCCCACCUGGUACACCUCUCACCCUUCUCCCUACCGGCGCCCCUGCCUUCUUCCUAGCCAAUUACUCAGGUCCUACUGCUUCUCUCACCGCGCAUUUUACUCGCUCCCUUGCACCGCACCCCCUCCCGCGCCCCAAAGACCCCCAAUAUAUCAUCGCGUGGCUCGCGGUGCAAAACAAGCAGGGGGAGGACAAGGGCACGCCAAUAAUCUGGCCUACAGCCCUGUGUUUAGUUUCGAAUUCAUCAUCACGCAAGCCACUGGCACAUAUCCCAGAGCUACCUGCGCAGCUCCAGCCUUCCCCGCCUCCACCACCUCCCCCGUCAAUCAAUGUCGGAACACCCCAUGUAGACUCGCCGAGCACACCGCUUAGGGUUUUAACGAACCACCCGCUGACGCGUCGUCCCGCCACAGCUUCUCCAUCUCCCCUCAGAGCUCUCCGCACGUUAACCCUUUCGCACACUCCCAGCCUGCAGAAUGUCGCAUCAGAGGUCGGCAGUUAUGUCGAGUCUGUCGUGCGUGAGAGAGAUCGGGAACGGGAGCGCAUUCGCAGGGAGCGCGAAGCGAUGGCAUCAGUAUCCGCGUCGCCGCAGGUAGUCACACCAGCUGCAGCUGCAGUCUCUACUGUCCCUACCCCAGUACCCGAUACAAAUCUUCCACUGCAUCCACCCCCUCCGGCACCCACUGAACAGCCACCUAUCCAUCCAAGUGUCUAUUACCCCUCUCCUGCAACUGCAAUUGAUCCCCCUGCUCCCCCUGGACCCCCAUCUGUGUCUGAACUUUCAAUACCGUUGCCACAGACGAACCAUGCCCCUGCCCCACCUUCAUUUGACCCAUUCAAUUCCAUGGACACCACCUGGUCGCAACCCACAUCCGACUUCAUGGACUAUGAUAUGGGUCCCGCUGGUCAACGCCGUAUCGAUGUAGACUUCGCAGACUACGAUACAUUCACAUUCACUGAUGAUGACUUUAGCUUCUUUGAUCGUCCCUCGCGCCCAUCAGAUGCUGCGCCCGCACCACUUGCGCUCUCACCAAGCAUAUUUGGUGUCGCAGAUGUUGGCGUGUCCUUUACCCCUGCAGCGGGCACUCAGCUCUCUCCAGAUGUCCUGACAUUCACUCCCGCACCCGCACCUGCUCUCCCCUCUCCGACUACCUCAAGCUCAGCGCCUUCCACACCUCAUGUGAAGGUUACACACCCGCCGUCCCAGUUCGCUCGUACCUUUGACCCCGUCGCAUUCGCUCCUUCCCACAGUCUUGCGGAUGCCAAGUACUCCUCUGCCGGAAAGUUUGCUCUCCCCAGCCCGCCGGACGAAGAGGACCGCACUUCACCCUUGCCCGACCAGCGUUCGCAGAGCUAUAGCACAGCUUCCCCUGCUGAUCUGCGUGCGCGGUAUAGCGCCGCAACAGACCCGCGCAUUAGCAUUGUACGCCAGCUUAUCGGCGUCAAGCGUAAGUCCAAGUCACUCGAUCAUGGAAGAGCGCGCUGCCGGCAGUUCCUCCUGUCCUCGUAUGAUGACAGUGUCCACGAGGAUACAAUUCCUCCGCUAGAGGACGACGAAAAGUCUGAGGCUAUUUCUGAAGAUGACGCAGACAUGGAUGACGAGCGUGAGCGCUCGACCACACCACCCCCAUCGUACCUCCCUCUAGGUCCCAUGCUCCUCCACACACAAUUCCACCACGCGCUCCUCCUGCCACUCUGCCAACCUCUUCGCCCGCCAGGAUCAGCAGUCGCGCCUAUGAGCCUAGUGCUUCCCCCACCGCCUGCGGCCGCACAUACACCGGUCUCUCCUGCUGCAUCAUUGGAGAAAAUUAAUCAGGAGUUGGCAGCGGCAGGCGCAGCGCUGGCGCGGGAGGUCGUUGAAAAUUCUGUUUGGGCUCGCGCUUGGGGUUGCUGUACCGCAGGGGAUGAGCAGGUUUGGCCCAGCGAUAUUCAGGAACUAGCGGGAAUCUUGAAGCGUGUGGAUGUUCUUGAUGGACCAGCAGAACUAUCGACAAUGUUCUCAUCCGGUGAAAAUGUUCACCUCCAAAGGCUGGACCCGCCCAUGUUUUCAGUAGGCAAGUCAGGCUGUGUCGUGCAAGUAUUGCCAUCAGCAUUGCGCUUCUGGGAGAAGCUAGGCCUCACGCCUCACGGUGGCAAAAGGGACGUCGUCGCUUUCGUGUUUCUCGAAGAUGGUGGCCUGGAAAAGCAGCAUCAGGCUGAGGUUUGGUUGAACAAGAUGUCUGUGGGAUAUAGUGCUAAGCAACUUGGAUCUUUCAUUCCUGGGAGCAGCACGAUGUGCUCAGCGGACGGAGUCCUGCCCCUGAGGCUGGAGAAUCUGAGGAAGUCCAUAAGGUCCUUUCUGCAAUGCUUGGAGUCAAGCAAUGAUCUUGUCUUCUUCAUAGCCAUUCCUGACCUAGCGAUCGGGCUUGCCUCACCCCUCCUGCGUGAAAUCUUUAGUUUCGUCAAGCAGACCCAGGUCAAGCGCUCUGAAGCUCCUAUUCUCUUCCAGUUUGUCCCCGAGCACCUUAUUUCCUCGGCAGAGAGCCCUUCCGGUGAAGACUCGGAAAUCGACGCCCUCUGUUAUGCCACCUAUCGACGCAUGCUCAAACCCGUCGAACGUUCCAUGGCUAGAGGAUUUCCCGACAAAACCGAAACAGUUGCAUAUUUUCAGGAGCAGCCCUUUGUUCUGGCCCGCCCCUCAAGUACUGUCCACUUCGCACAAACAACUCCAGCUCGGUCCCUUGACGUCAUGGAUCGACACACGCUCCUUCACGUUGGCUACCGAUUUUCUGCCUGUGGAAAAUGGUUAUUCGCUGCUUGUGUUGACCAACGUGGGGAAACCUACGAUCUCGGGACGUGGCUAAUACAGGACGAGAUAGAGACAUCGGCAGUGGUGCAAGUCUGGAAUUUUGCGGUGCAAUUUGCGAAGAGAGCAAACGUUGAGUGGCGGAUUGUCAUUGCGAAACUAGGGUCUAUGGCUGUCAGCGAAUUGGAAGGAUGGAACGUUCACCUGGCCGCUGCCGUCCCCCUGUGCAAUGAUUUGCCUCCUUUCCAUGUCAGCUUGCUUUCCGUGGAGCAGAAUUUAUGCUGGCCUAUCAUACCACAACUUAAUGAAACAUCAGCCUCGACGUCAUCCAGACGGGCACCUGCGAAGGAUUCCAAAUCUAUAUACGUGGACACUGCUGCCCCAACCUACACCAUAUAUCCAUCUACACGUAUUCCCCUUGCCUCGCGUUCUUGUCAGGAACAGCUAGAUUCGCCAUUCAUCCCGGACAACGACGGCACGACGACAUCUGAUUCAUCCAGCAUCCUGCCAAUAUCUACAUCCAUCCUCGUUCGGUCUCUGUCCACACACACGGCUUCUACCCAAUCAUCCAUCUACAUACAUCAUCUUCAUGCGCUUCACUCUCCUGGUUCUUCCCUCACCAUUUCAGAUGAUACCAUGCGCAAGGAUAUCACGGUCAAUUUUUAUGAAUUGUCUAUUCUUGCAGGCGCGAUGCUGGGCUUCCAAGAAUACCCUCUACUGCCUUUCCAUCUUGCUGCACUCGAAGCCAUGAACCAUUCCCUCAGACGGGAAGAUACCAGCUGAGGCUUUGCCUCGUUGUCUCUCCCUCAUCUUUUUAUCAGUAGAUCUGUCGCUAUCUUGCUUUUUUUUUUGGUAACUACCUUACAGUUGUUGCAUGUACCGCACUAUUUUGUAUCCUUACUGCUUACAUCCAUGAUCCCUCUUGCUUGCUUGAUCAUGUUUAUUACUAUGAAGUAAAAACACA